Messenger RNA from Leptonychotes weddellii (Weddell seal), 2320 nucleotides. Lineage: Eukaryota; Metazoa; Chordata; Mammalia; Carnivora; Phocidae. The record is from RefSeq and is a predicted model, not a curated record.
AUGUCUCUCUGUGUCUCAGGGGCUGUGGUCAUCGCCUUCGUGGUCUGCUGGCUGCCCUACCAUGUGCGGCGCCUCAUGUUCUGCUACAUUUCCGAUAAGCAGUGGACCCCGUUCCUCUACGACUUCUACCAUUACUUCUACAUGCUGACCAACGCGCUCUUCUACAUCAGCUCCGCCAUCAACCCUGUCCUCUACAACCUGGUCUCCGCCAACUUCCGCCAGGCCUUUCUGUCCACCCUGGCCUGCCUCUGUCCCUUGUGGGGGCGCAGGAGGGAGAGGCCAGCCUUCUCCAGGAAGACCAACAGCGUGUCCAGCAGCCACACCUUCUCCAGCAACGUCACUCGGGAAACGCUGUAUUAGAGCGGGGCGGGAGCCCGAGGAGGGGGCGGCCGCUUGGCCUCCACCCCCCCACCGUGGCCCCCCUGGCCCCGGGGGGCAGGAACGGGGCUCCGCAGAGGCCUCAGACCUGGCGCCCACCCCCAGGGGCCCUCAUUCCUUUCAGCGUCUCCCUCAGCCCGCCCCACCCCUCCCUCGGGGCCUCUUUGAAAGCCAGGGAGAGAUUGCUCCUCUCCGGGAUCCAGAAAGGGCCUUUAAUGAGGAGAAAUUAGUGGUGGGUGAAAGGCAGACUUCUUUGUUCCCACACCACUGGGUGUUCAGAGAGGACAGAAAUGAAAGGCACAGGCCUGGCUGGGCGGGCAAGGGGAGGCAGCGGCCCCGAGAGGCGGGGGCGCUGGGAGGAGUCCGGCUGGCGGGGCCGUCGCGGUCAUCCAGGCUCCCGGGAAGCUUUGAUGUGUCCCAAAGGACAGCCCAGGGGUCGGCUGGGUCAGGCACCGGCCAGACCCAGGCCUCUCCCUCCUCCUCGCCAAGACGGCCAGGCUCUGCAGGGACGCCGGCCACCGGGGGCUUGGCCGGGAAGUCCUCGUGCUUGGCAGAGGCCAGGCCAGCGGAGUUCUGCGUCCUCACACCCGCCCGGCGGCCCAAGCCAGGCCGGGGACGUCCCCAUGGGCAUUUUUGCUCCCGCUGCACGGGUGAGCUCCCUGAGGGGAAGGGGGGCUCCCUGAAGGGCAGAGGUGAUGGCCGGGUCCCAGAGAGGUGCCAUUUGCAGGGACUCAGCCACAGGUGAGGAGGAGGAGCCUGGGCGCCCUCAGCCCGCGGGCAGCCAGGCCGAGGCCCAGCGUCGUGGAUCACGGCCGAGCCCCGGGCACCCAGAAAGGCAGGCACCUCCUUGAUCUGUAAGAGCCGGUCUCUAGACAGGAUGGCCUGUCCUGGUCUUGGCCCUAGAAGGUCCCCUGAGCCAGGGAAAGCAGAUCCCAGAUGAGCUGCCCUGGGUAAGCUGACGGGGAGCGGCAGACGGGCCCGGAAAGUGAAAUACAGGCUUUGUUUAAAGUAGGUUCUCACCGUCCUGAGGGAGACUGUCAGGCCCACAGCUGUGAGCUGCACUGACUCAGGACGCAGGAGGCCUGGUCCGCGUCCCAGGGCACGAGGACUCGAUCCCCUACCCAUAAAAAUGACAAGCUGGAGAGUCCCGUCUCCACGGCGGCUUUGGAUCUGGGCCCCUACGUGAACCCCACAGGAUCCUUCUCCAAGCCACAGGACCUUUCCCGGGCAGUCGGCCCACCGCCGGUCCGUGGCCAGGCAGCCCUCCCAUGACCUGGGGGCCACCCGCACGGGGGAUAAGGCCCACCCAGAUCUCACACACAGGCAUCUGCUCUGGGCGGGUGAGUGGGACCCCUGGGCCCUGCCAGGCAGGCAGCGAGUGGUCAUCAGUUCGGCCUUGUCCGAUGCCCAGGCAGUGGGCAUCGGACAAGGGCCUGGACUCCUCCUGAUGGGCCCUCAGGCACCCCCCACCCCCUGCCGGCCCCUCGGGCACACCUGAUCCUCAGAGCCUCGGUUCUGCCCCCUGACGAGUGCGCGUGGUCGUUCAGCCCCCUCGGCGGGGCUGACGGUGCCGGUCCUGGAGGACCCAGCCCGGAAUGGACGGAAGAGACGGUUCCCUGGGGCGGGGGCAGAUCAACUAGGGAUGGGGGCCCCCACCAACCCAGGGCCUCCUAGACGCAGCUGGGCCAGGGUGUGCACUGCGGCCCCCAGCCCAUUUUACUGUUGUGGUCCCCACGUUCCCCUGUGCACACUCCCUGCAGUUAGAGAUGCGCAGCCCCGCGGAGUCAGCGGCUGGCCACGUCCCGCUGUGGCCCCCCAGCCGUUCUCAGCAGCCAGCGGCCUGCUUGGCUGCUCAGUAGUGAUGCUGAAAGCCCUUCAUGUCGCUCACACAGACAUGCCCCAGCCCUCACCGUGACAUCCCGCCAUCGGCAAGAACAAAGCC